This is a messenger RNA of Aspergillus homomorphus CBS 101889, 4221 nucleotides long. RefSeq lists its product as uncharacterized. The coding region runs from base 1 to 4221 and encodes 1406 amino acids. The transcript has 4 exons. The record is from RefSeq and is a predicted model, not a curated record. NCBI's taxonomy places the organism in Eukaryota, Fungi, Ascomycota, Eurotiomycetes, Eurotiales, Aspergillaceae.
AUGGCACGCCUGCACUGCCCGUCUCGACCAAUAGAUACCGAUGAUCUGAUUCGCCGACUGAAGAACCCGGAACGGGAUGCAAAGGAGUAUAAGGCGCUGCAAACUUUGGUGCAGGAGAUGAUUGAAGCUUUUCAAAAUGAGAAGAGGGCGACCUAUCUAGUCGAAGCUGCGCAGCUGGCCAGCGUUACAGAAGAAGAACAAUACAAGCUACUGAUGUUGGCUUUCUCGAACGCGAUCAUACAUAAUACUUCGGAUAACAACGUGCUUGAUACCGCUCUUCUGCAAGCCUUUGUCCUUGCGCUCCAGAGUAAGGGUGUUCUUUCGGCGGAAAGUCAUAACCUGGGAGCGACCCUGAAUAGCUUAUACAAGCGCCUGGAUUUCGCUCCGAAGGCAGCAGAAAUAGAGAAAGUGUACCACCUUAUCUGUACGUUGGGAGUCGUGCUCGAUGCCAUGGUUGAUAUUCAAGUUACUGGGCUCGACAGGGAAUGGCUGCACAAAUCGCUGCUAGACCUGCUCCGCAAACUGCGAGAGAAUCCAGAGCCACGCCUAGCACAGGCUGCGAGUUAUGCCUACGAGGCAUUGCGAGGGGUGCCGGAUAAUGAUGGUCCAUGGCAGGCGCUUGGGAGGAAUGCUGGGGCUGUGAUUUCGGUGCUAGCGACCGUGGGUGGUGGUGUUUCGAAGCUAGACCCAGCCAGCCUGAUCGACGCGGCUCCAGCUGUCAUGGAGCUACUGAGUGCCUUCAAGACCUUGGUUGAAAACGGUAAGCAACUCCGUCAAGAGUCCCAAAGCUUGAAGAAUGCGUUCACUGACACUAUCAAUGGUAUGCAGAAGCCACGGCAAUGGUACGGUGCUCUUCGCUAUUGUCGGUUGCUUUCUGAGGCAGGGGCAUUUGAACUUCUAAAGCAGAUACUGCCUGAGCUUCCUGUUGAUAAAGAGCCCUUCUGGUGCGGGCUGUACUCACAGCUCGAACAGACAUGGGUUGCAAACGACGGAUUGAAAUCCAAGAUCGAGGAGUUCGUCGAAUGGAUGCAUUGCCAAGAGUCGUUGAAGACUGCCUUCAAAGCGCUCCCUCAGAUCGCGCAAUGGAGGAACUUUCUCGCUGAGACCAUGAAAAGGCCUGACUGGAAACUGUCCCUAUCAAUGUCUUAUCGGCGCCAUUUCUAUGAGUUUUGGAAGAAAAGACAAUGCAAGCCAAAACUCAAUCUCUUUUGCCAUCAGUCAAACAUACCGCAGAGCUUCACACGUGAGCUUUAUCCAGCAGCAUGGCAGCGAUGCCACCAAGCUCAUGAUUACUAUGCAGACUCUCGACUGGUUCAGUAUUACACUGAACAAGAUCGUUUACAGAUCCGGCGAAUAUCCGGAGACUUCCUGAGUUUGGAAAAUUGCUACAUCAACCUAAGCACAGUAGAGCGGUCAACUGAACUCGGCAAAUGUUGCGAGGGCUUGGAAACUUCCUUGAGCGCAAGACUGAAAGUCGAAACACCAGAUCCAAUAAAAGAGCUCAAACUUCCUGACCUAUUUAAACAGCGUGGUGGACAGGAUGGUACCGAGAGGCGGUCUCGAAGGAUUCUGAUCCGGGGUCGUGCAGGAGUGGGAAAGACAACCCUGUGCAAGAAAAUCAUCUAUGAAUUCUGCAACGGUAGUAUCUGGUCUGCGCACUUUGAUAGAAUCAUUUGGAUCCCACUUCGAAAGUUGAAGGCGAGUUCCACACUGCAGACGUUCAUGGAAAAUGAGUUCUCUGCCGCCGUCGAAGAUAAGACACUUCUUGCGAGUGGUUUAUGGAGACUAGUCUUUGGAGGCAACAACAAACGUACACUCUUCCUUCUGGAUGGGUUUGAUGAAGUCGCAGCAGAGAUGAACCCAGGGGGAAGAUUGGUCGAGGAUUUUCAAGACCUGUUCAAGCAGGCAAAUACCAUUAUCACGUCACGCCCUUAUGCAGCCCUAGUAUAUGUCGCUGGCUGUGACUUGGAACUGGAGACGAUUGGAUUUAGCCCGCAGCAAGCCAUCGAAACGAAAUUGUGGAGAAAGGACAUGGUUUCGCUGGGGAAGAAGGACCAAAUGGGGCCGCUAGACGAAAGCCGAGCUAGGACAUAUCGUUUGCGAAAACCCUUUCAGAGGGAUGCAUUUUUCCAAUGGUUCCCUCACUGGAACGACAGCAUGCUGGGUAGGCUUUCCUUUCUCCGAAGUCCGGAUCCAUCUUCUGCUCAUUACUUCACUCACCUGAUAUUCCAGGAGUUCUUCGCGGCCGCAUAUUUCGUUCAAUAUUGGAUCGAGGGCAAACCUCUUUUCAUCGUUGAAUUUGACCGAGUUUGCCGCAAAGAGCUCGCACCCAUGGAGCUCAUUCAAAACGAAAAGUACAACAUGCGCUAUAACGUUAUGUGGCGAUUUGUCUCCGGUCUCCUGUCAGCCCAAGCAAACCUGAGCAAACUCAUCGAUUUUUUGCGGGCUCUCGACUCAGAGCCCCGGGAUCUACUUGGACCGAGACAGCUUACACUUAUGAUGCAUUGUUUUCAUGAGAUUCCUGUUCAGAUGUCUGACUCGAAAGUAAAUAGAAUUCGAUCAAACUUGGAGAACCACGUAUCUCGACUUCUGUGUGGCACAGGAAUGAUGCAAGACGACAAUAAAUGGUUUCCAGUUUUGUUUGAGGCCGAGCUUCCAGAGCACCUCUUAGAACAAGCACUGCAAAGAACGCCCGUGGAACUUCGAAGCAAUUUCCUGAGAAUAAUAGCAAACCGGGACAGGAUUUCCUGCGGCCUAUUGAAAAUCAUCUCGACGAUAGUAGAUGAUGCCACAGAAUUACAUCAGUGGGGACCAGCUUGUGAUAUACUAGCAGAGCAUGCAGAAUCAGCGCGUGGAGAUGUCUUGAAGAUCAUAAGAGGCCAAGAGCCCGUGAAGCGGCGGCGCUUUCUUGUUGAGCUCACUCGGUGCCCUCCGAGCUCACCAGGUGAUAUCAUACUUGCGUUGCUAGAGCAUGAAGAGGAUUGCGACGGGGACUAUCUAUCCAAUGUUUUUCGCGACCUACUGGUGGACCAGAAUCCAAACGUCAUAUAUAUUGUAUCCUACGGUUUACGGCAACAAUUGCCACUCACAGUUGAAGACUGGGAUUCCGUGUUGAAUCUAUUAAACGCUGAGAAUCCAGCUGUUCGCCAGAGUACUGCAGAGUCAAUUGGGUAUCAGUCUGAUUUGCCACCACCAAUCGUCCAAGGGUUGGCUUCUGUUCUCGCAAAUGACGUGGAUGAAGAAGAGACUCUAACGUGCAUCGAGACAUGCAUCCAGCACGAAAAGUCCACUGCCAGGAAACAUUUUGUUGAGGUGUUUUGCCGACAUGCGCCUAUGUCGACAAAGAUGAGGAACCAUCUCGAAUGUAUUGUGCAAAACCCCGGAAGUGGCGACUUUGUCGACGAUGCAAGAGCACUAUCCAAGUACUCAAACUACACGAUGGACCUUCUCAAUGAAUUGGAAUUCGUCCCAAAACAGACCAAAUUAGUACUACCUCGCCAUGCUGUCUUCUGCCUCGAAGGCGUCACAACUCUUCCAGAAAGUGUUCUUGCAGAGCUUAUAAUCUACCUCGAAGAAAAUGAUAAAGAGGUGGCACAAAGUGCAGCAAACUGUAUUGAAGCACAAAGAACACUUCCGUCAGGAAUAGUUCAGGCUCUCAUCCUCCUCCUGCACUACGAACGAGCGGAAACGAGAGCAGAGGUAGUCUCCGCUUUGCAGAGCAACGUGAAGGUCGACAAAGGAAGCUUCAACGCUAUUGUACCCCUUCUACAAGACAAAUCGAUCAAAGUACGACGGUACACAGUCAAGGCGCUAGGAGAAAGCAUGUAUAUGUCUGAGAGUGUCGUGAGCAAGCUUACCCUGAUCCUGGAUUUUCCCGAGGAUUGGGACCUAUCCAACGCAGUAUAUGAGGUCUUGCUCCAGAAUCCCAAACUGCCCGUUGAUGUCCUUCAAGCACUUGUCCGGCACCUUAGCCAUCGCCAUGUUCGAAAGAACCGAAUCCUGCGGGCGCAAGUAACGUUACCGGCAACCAUCGUAGAGUCGCUUGUGAAUCUUCUGGCGCCGUCCCGGGGAACCAUGAGUUUUUGGUCGUGGAUGGUACUGAGUCACCGAGAGAAGUUUUUCUCCAUGCUUCCAGAUCUCUCAGAAGAGCGUAUGCUGGCGUUUCUUAGCGAGUGGAUAAGCAUUGAUCUCCAUGGUGGUAUCCGUUGCUGCUACUUUUGA